Uncinocarpus reesii 1704 is the source of this 2349-nucleotide messenger RNA. RefSeq lists its product as uncharacterized. The transcript has 2 exons. Gene Ontology annotation, cellular component: PcG protein complex; transcription regulator complex. Gene Ontology annotation, biological process: regulation of transcription by RNA polymerase II. The record is from RefSeq and is a predicted model, not a curated record. Gene Ontology annotation, molecular function: RNA polymerase II cis-regulatory region sequence-specific DNA binding; DNA-binding transcription factor activity, RNA polymerase II-specific. Lineage: Eukaryota; Fungi; Ascomycota; Eurotiomycetes; Onygenales; Onygenaceae. Bases 1 to 2349 code for a protein of 782 amino acids.
AUGGAGGUCCCGCAGCAGAAUCGGGGCAGGUCCCCUUCGAUCGCCGCCGAUAACAAUCCAAACAUAAACCCCUCCAACCCCGUCAACCCGGCCGGCCACAAAUAUCAAGAUCAGACUGCGACGUUCGCUUUGGAUCCCGCCCUCUCUGCGUCCCAUCUCCCCCCGUCGCCGUCGCUCUUCCCCAGCUCGAACCCUGCCACCGGCGCUGCGGACGCCUAUGCGAUCAACAAUUCGUUUAUGCACAGCGCGGCCACAUUGGAUAGCAAUCUGCUGCACCCAAACCUUGCGCCAGACCCGUUAUAUACCCAGAACCAGAACUAUUCGCAGUCCUUUGAGGCGAGCUUUAUCCAGCAGCUCGAGCAUUCCUCGAACUUGAAAGCGGAUCCAGGGAAUAGCAAUCACAUCUCCAAUCUCCUGCCUUCAGACGAGCUGAACUUUGACGAAUUCACAAUGUACCAGAACAGCACUUCGGCACCCGAUUUCUCCUCGUCGCUGAUGCUAGACCCCCAGCUCGCCCAAUCCUCGCCGCACCUCAACCAGUCCAUCAACCCCGCUGAUCUCAGCAGAGUGUCUUCUCCCCAUAAUCCCUCCCCACCCCAUCUAGCCCCCCCGGAAUCGCACUCACCACGCCCUACAUCUCCAGUAUCAACGCCGGGAACCUACUAUACUCCUCAGCAUUCGCGCCACACUUCUCUUGAUCCCGCCAGCGCAGCGUAUAUCACAGGACAUGGACACUCGGAUUGGCAAGGAAUGCUUGGAAACCCGUCAUUCCAGGGCCAUAGAAGAGCUCCAUCAGAACACUCGGACGUCUCUUCUGUGACUCACUCCCCGUAUCUGCCCCAAGAUAACAGCUUUGACCCUGCUGAUAAUAGCCAUUCACCACUUCUAAUGGCACAACCUGAUCCUUUGCUAUACGAGAAUGCCCUCGGAAUUGGAUCGUUCACUAUUUCAGAUCAAGAUCAAGCAUUCAGUCCUGCCCACAGUCCUUACAAUAUGUCCCCUCGAUUAAUACCACAACAACCAGGGGGGGAUGUGGGACCCGAUAACUCUUUCCUCACCACUCAGACACUGAACAAUCAGUUUGCCCCUUCUCCCUUGGAUACCUAUACCUUGAAAACGGAUACGUCUGGUCUUCCUCCCUUGCAAUCGCAGAAUAGCCCAAGUGAAAUGGGCCAAGCUGCUCAGAUGAAACCGCCCGUUAUCAGUGUAGAAUUUGCACCCCCGUCGAGGACCUCCACUUUCGAAACAGGCAAUAAGCUAGAAGGAGAUAAGGAUACUUUAAGCCCGCCCAUCAGUCGACGAGGUAGAAGUCAAUCUGACCCGUUUGCGCAAUCUAUGCCACGCUCAUUAUCGACUUCCGCCGUCAACGCACCGUUCCCCAGCAUGCCACAUGAUCCGCGUUCACUAUCACCGUUUCCUCGCAGCACCGGUACCCUCAGCACUCCAUCUUCUCGUGAAACGUCGCCGGCGGCCAAGAACCGACGGCAGUCGACUUCAUCGAUAGAUAGUCGCAACUAUAUUCUUGACCUUGCGGAUCCUCAGCGCCCCGGCUCGAAUGCGGGUGAUUCAAAACGUGUACAGAAGCAUCCAGCCACGUUUCAGUGCACUCUUUGCCCGAAAAGAUUUACACGUGCUUAUAACUUGCGCUCCCACCUUCGGACCCAUACCGACGAACGGCCGUUUGUUUGCACUGUUUGCGGCAAAGCAUUUGCGCGCCAGCAUGAUAGAAAGCGGCAUGAAGGGUUGCAUUCCGGGGAGAAAAAGUUCGUUUGUCGUGGAGAUCUAACACUCGGUGGGCAGUGGGGUUGUGGACGCCGCUUUGCUAGAGCCGACGCCUUGGGAAGGCAUUUUAGGUCAGAAGCCGGCAGAGUGUGUAUAAAACCACUAUUAGACGAAGAAGCUGCAGAACAUGCACGGAAGUUACGAGAACAGCAGCACCAGCACCAGCAGCAGCUCACGGGACACUUGCAACCCGUCCAUCAAUCCAUCACAAUACAAGGCAUGGACCCCCAGCACCAGGCGUUUACUCUUCCUGCUGCGCUCUUGGCGCAGUAUCCUGCUCUUCAGAAUUUACAAUGGGAUCAAAUAUCCUCCCAACCAGAUGAUAAUACCGAUUUUGGAGGUAGCGGUGGACGCCGAAGCUUUGAUGCCAGCUCUGGUGGCGAGUUUGGAUUCGGUGAUGAUGAAGAGACCGGAUUGAGUAGCGGGUAUGUGAGCGGACAAGGAACAGGACCUGGUCCCGCGUCACAAGACCAAAUGCUAGGCAUUAAUCAGGGUGGUGGUGCUGGUGGUGGCGGUUGGCAUCCUCAUCCCGGUGGGUGGACAGGUGAUUACGAUGGCAGCAAAUAG